Molecule: messenger RNA, 1830 nt
Organism: Ficedula albicollis (Collared flycatcher)
Lineage: Eukaryota; Metazoa; Chordata; Aves; Passeriformes; Muscicapidae
Gene: TTYH3
Product: tweety family member 3
Exons: 17
Coding region: 1-1734 (577 amino acids)
Cellular component (GO): plasma membrane
Molecular function (GO): intracellularly calcium-gated chloride channel activity; volume-sensitive chloride channel activity
Source: RefSeq, a predicted model, not a curated record
AUGCGCAGCAACCCCGAGCUGCCCCCAACCUGCCCGGAGCUCGGGCUCUUCUUGGGAGAAGGUGAAAUUACAGACUGUGCAGAGAGGCUUUCAGCCAGCACUGUGGAGAAACUAGGGAUAAGAACAUCCAAUUUAGAGGACCCCCUUACCUCUGGGAAUGUUUCCUUGCUGUGUGAGAUGGAGAUUGCUGAGUUGUCGCUGCAUGGAAAUGCAGACAGAAUUCUAGCUGCAGAUUCAAUGGAAAGCUUUCUUUUGGCAAAAGCAAACUUUAAGGCCCUGCUGCUGCUGGGUGGCAUCGCUCUCUCCUGCCUGGCUCUGGACCUGCUCUUCCUCCUGUUCUACUCGUUCUGGCUGUGCUGCCGCCACCGCAAGAGCGAGGAGCACCUCAAUGCUGACUGCUGCUGCACAGCCUGGUGUGUCAUCAUCGCCACCCUCGUCUGCAGUGCUGGAAUUGCUGUGGGCUUCUAUGGGAAUGGGGAGACCAGUGACGGCAUCCACCGGCUGACGUACUCUCUGCGCCAUGCCAACCGCACCGUGGCUGGCGUCCAGGACCGGGUACUGGACACUGCAGUGGCCCUGAACCAAACAGUGGAACCAAACUUGCUCGUCCUGGAGGAGAUGUUCAAGAAGCAGACAGACUACCUGCAUAUUGUCCAGAAACUGCAAAGUCUCUUGGAUGAUCUAGUCAGGCAAACAACUGAGAUCCCCUUUUGGAAGAAUGACGAGCUGUCUCUGGAGGAGCUGGCAAUUCAGAUUGACCUCUAUGACUGGUACAGGUGGCUGGGAUACCUGGGCCUGCUCCUGUUUAAUGUCCUGAUAUGUUUGCUGGUGCUGUUUGGGCUCAUUAGAAACUCCAGGGCCAUUCUUAUGGGGGUGUGCUUGCUUGGGGUGUUUGCCCUGAUUGUCAGCUGGGGAUCCCUGGGCCUGGAGCUGGCUGUCGCUGUGGGCUCCAGUGACUUCUGUAUCAACCCUGAUGCUUAUGUCUCCAAAGUGGUUGAAGAGAAUGCAGUGCUCAGUGCUGAGACUCUCCGCUAUUACAUGACCUGUAGUGCUGGCUACCCCAACCCUUUCCAGCAGAAGCUGUCAGGAAGUCACAAGGCUUUGGUAGAAAUGCAGGAUGAUGUGUUGGAGCUCAUGAGGUCAGCAAGCAAAGAGCACCCCACCUCCAAGGAGUAUCUUACUCGGAUCCAGGAGGUUUUGAAUUCAACAGAGAUCAACUUGCAGCAGCUGACAGCUUUAGUAGACUGUCGGAGUCUGCACUUGGAUUAUGUCCAGGCUCUGACAGGCUUCUGCUAUGAUGGAGUGGAAGGCCUCAUCUACCUGGUUCUCUUCUCCUUUGUCACAGCCCUCAUGUUCAGUUCCAUUGUCUGCAGCGUCCCACACACUUGGCAGCAAAAGAGAGGCUCAGAUGAUGAUGGGGAAGAAGAAUCAGCUGCUCAAGGGAGCAGACAGACACACGAUAAUCUGUACAGAGUGCACAUGCCCAGCCUCUAUAGCUGUGGCAGUAGUUAUGGCAGUGAGACCAGCAUCCCAGCAGCUGCACACACAGUCAGCAAUGCUCCCGUCACGGAGUACAUGAGCCAGAAUGCAAAUUUCCAGAAUCCCCGUUGCGAGAAUACCCCGCUCAUUGGCCGGGAGUCCCCACCUCCCUCAUUGUAUUUGGCUGCCAUGGACAGUAGCAGCCAUAUGAGCUGGCAGCUUAAGCCCUCGGACAGUGCACGGACAUACUGGUAACAGCGCCCGCAAAUGGAACAGUACACCUCCAGCAUGAGAGCCAAAUACCUCGCCACCAACCAACCUCGUCCAGAUGCUGGCAGUGUGCAUUAAAAU